AUGGUGAUGGCCAGUAAGAGCUACUGGCGGAUCAAACGAGUCAAAGGCCUCCACCUCGCAGCAGAGAAAGGAUACGUCGAUCUCACCUACAUCGACAUACGUGCUGCGGGGCAAGGGCUCGAGGACUUGUUGAUGACCUUUGCCGAGAGGCUGGCGAAGCCACGGCGAAUCAUCAUCCCGGACUUGCGGAACCAUGGCGAGAGUCCUCACACACGGAGCAUGGGGUACGUCAGCAUGGCCCAAGAUGUGAUCAGCCUGCUUGAUCGAAUGGGGAUAGAGAGGUGUUGCGUCAUCGGCCACUCCAUGGGAGGAAAGGUUUGUACGGCGACUGAGAGAGAAGAGGAGGAGGAUCUUACGGAGGGUUCCAGGGUUGAAUCUGUUGCCAUCCUCGACAUUGCUCCUGCAGAUUACUCAAAGGCUCUAGGAAAGGGGAGUGAAACUUGGAGGGACAUCGCCGUUACCAUCAACUCCCUGUACGGGCUCCCUCUUGAAGAAGUCAAGGACAAGAGGCACGCAGACGAGCUGCUGGCAGCUUCCAUCCAGGACCCCUUGUUGAGGGCCUUCGCUCUUACAAACCUCGUCAAGGAGGACCAAGCAUGGAAGUGGCGUAUCGGGAUUCAAAACAUCAAAAGGAAUAUGGGCAUUAUUGGGGGGUUCGAUCUUGGCCAGGGGCUGCAGCAACCCGCAUCCGUCCUAGGUCUCUCGUUUCCUGGUGAUGCGUUCUUUGUGCAAGGAGGGAAGUCUCCUUUUAUCAGGUCAAGGCAUCUCGAAGAGAUCAUGCGGCUGUUCCCAAACUUCACCCUGCAGGUGGUGAAUGGAGGUAGAGGGGGUGCCGAGCAGAGGGAAGGGAUGAGCGAGGGAGGGAGGGUGUCAGGGGAGGGGAACAGUGGGAUAGAGUGCUGGGGGAGCAGGGGAGGAGGUGGUAGUGGACAGGAAAAGCAGGAGAGGAGGUGGGAUAGAGAGCAGGGGUGGACGGGAGAGGAGACGAUUCGGAAUGCUGGGCAUUGGGUACACUCGGAGGAUCCGGAGACGACCUUGCAGAAUGUACAGAACUUCCUUGACAGAUGA
Molecule: messenger RNA, 1068 nt
Organism: Guillardia theta CCMP2712
Lineage: Eukaryota; Cryptophyceae; Pyrenomonadales; Geminigeraceae
Exons: 13
Coding region: 1-1068 (355 amino acids)
Source: RefSeq, a predicted model, not a curated record